GAGAGAGGGAAUCAAGCCUCUUGUCCUCAAGCUUGCCAUUCCCCUGGCCCUUCCCUUGGCUGGUUUCAUCUUCUCUACCAUCACUAGAAAGUGUAGAACACGAAACAGAGCCCCCUCCAGUGCUUCAAGCCGAGAGGGGAGCUUAACGAUGGAUUCCUCUGAAUCCGUUUCCCUGUACGAGUCCGAGGAUGAGGAGAGCUCACGAGGCCAGGAAGAAGCACAAAGAGAACUCGUGGAACACUGCGAUCCCUCGGAAGUCGUGAGGGUGCAAUGCCCAGAGAACUUGGAAGGAGAGAUCGAGAGUCUGAAGUGUCUUGUAUCUGCCAUGGACGACAGAGCGAGCGAAGCCGAAUCGCAGUUCCUGGACUACCGUGACGCGAAAGAGAAGGAAUCGCUGUUUCAGAAGCUCCAGAUCAUGUGCUUGGGUUUCCAGCUCGAGUGCCUCGAAACCCGAAACCAGAGGCUCGAGGCCACCAUUGCCGAUCAACAGACAGCCUUGGAGAAGCUCGAGGAAAUGAGAGCAGAGCACAAAUGGCUUCGGAGGGAGGGGAAGAAGCUGGCCAAAGCAGAUGGGCUUCAUCUGCAUGAAGCGCGACGGCAGGCUCGGAUUCUAGGCGCUCGAGAAGCCGAGUUGUCGCAGAUCAAAGAGGAGCUGCGAUACGUCAAGGAUUUAGCCGAUCAUCUGCAGGAGGAGAAGAAAGCAUUGGAUCAAAAGAUGGACUCACUCGCAGCGAAAUAUCAAUCUGCAUCAGAGAUUGAAGAAGAUGGCAACAUGAGGAUGGCAUCCAACAAGGAAUUUCUCGAUCAACUAGAGCAGUUCCGGCAUCAGUGGUACCUGGAGAUGGAGGAGCUCAUCUAUAUAGGCUGGGUGGGUGCAUGCUUAAGGCAUGAGCCCUUGAUGGAUCAAGAAGAACAACUGCAGGAGAUCAUGGAGCUCCCAGCAGAUGAUGAGGCCGAGGCGCGCAAGGUGGAACUCCAUGAUUCCUCAGCAAUUGCAGAGACUGGCCAUGGAGCUUGCUUGGAUGCUGCAGCAAGGAAGAAUCAAUCAGGUUCGAAGAAGCCAAGAUUGCUGCACAAGCUCAAAGGAUGGGCCAAGGGAGGAAAGGGGGUGUCGAAACAGCUUCGAGAUUCGUGAGGAUUCAGCAAGGGGUAAGAUCGAACAAGGUUAUUAUUA
Molecule: messenger RNA, 1174 nt
Organism: Musa acuminata subsp. malaccensis (wild Malaysian banana)
Lineage: Eukaryota; Viridiplantae; Streptophyta; Magnoliopsida; Zingiberales; Musaceae
Product: protein CHUP1, chloroplastic-like
Source: RefSeq, a predicted model, not a curated record